Molecule: messenger RNA, 2447 nt
Organism: Macadamia integrifolia
Lineage: Eukaryota; Viridiplantae; Streptophyta; Magnoliopsida; Proteales; Proteaceae
Product: probable amino-acid acetyltransferase NAGS2, chloroplastic
Exons: 10
Coding region: 305-2212 (635 amino acids)
Biological process (GO): L-arginine biosynthetic process
Cellular component (GO): cytoplasm
Molecular function (GO): L-glutamate N-acetyltransferase activity, acting on acetyl-CoA as donor
Source: RefSeq, a predicted model, not a curated record
GUUGGGGUUUUCUUUCUUCGAAUUUCCCAUCUUAUAUAAAUUAAAUUCUCCAUCUUUUUUGGGUGAUGAUCUUUAUAUAAUAAAUUCAAGACAUGAAAGAGAUUGCAGGUUCCCUCCGCGGCAAAACCUACUUCUUGCCUCCACAGUUUACAAUCCCACUCGUCCGCCGUCCUUUUUCCCAACUAUAAUUUAGUAAAGUUUACCUAGCAGCAGCAAAACUUCUUCCGGCCUCUCAUUUCCUUUGCCAGCCAUGUCCCUAUAUAGUUAGGAUUUCGGUCUGCUCUGGUCUCGAAUCCCCGCAUCAAUGGCCGCUACGAGUUCCAGUUCCUGGAUUUCAUUGCAGGACCAUGGAGGGAUACCGAUUUCACGGUAUAAGAAUUCCAUUCCAAGUGGCGUUUCGUGGUUCCGCCAUGGGUUCAGGCCCAGAUUCCCAAGCCACCCUUCUGUCAAAGGCAAAGGCUUCCCUCUAUCUACACAUUUUAAUAUUAUUAAAAUUAAUAAUAAUAUUGAUAUCCGUGUAAAUGACGGAAGGACGGGAGUCUUGGUAAAUUGCCAUCUUUUCGGCGAAGAAAUGGAACUUGGAAUCGCCAACGAACGUAACCCUGACAAGGACGAGCAGUCCGUAAGGUGGUUUCGAGAAGCUUGGCCCUACUUUCGAGCGCAUAGAGGUAGCACCUUCGUUGUCAUCCUUUCCGGAGAAAUUGUCGCUGGUUCCUCCUUGGAACCCAUUCUAAAGGAUAUCUCUCUCCUUCAUGGCCUGGGGAUCAGAUUUGUUCUUGUUCCUGGGACUCAUGUGCAAAUUGACAAGCUUUUGGCUGAAAGAGGACGCACGGUCAAAUAUGUUGGUCAAUACCGAAUUACAGACUGUGAUUCUCUGGAAGCAGCGUUGGAGGUAGCUGGGAGAAUCCGUACUUUGAUGGAAGCAAUGCUUUCACCUGGACCUCCAAUUUGUAGUAUUCGUCGUCAUGGUGAGAAUAGUCGUUGGCAUGAUGUUGGUGUGAGUGUUGCAAGUGGUAAUUUUCUUGCAGCUAAGAAAAGAGGAGUGGUUAAUGGCGUUGACUUUGGAGCAACUGGUGAAGUAAAGAAAAUAGAUGUUUCUCGUAUACGUGAGAGGCUUGAUGGCGAUUGUAUAGUACUAUUAAGCAAUCUGGGUUAUUCCAGCUCUGGAGAAGUUUUAAAUUGCAACACUUACGAAGUUGCUACUGCUUGUGCCUUAGCUAUUGGAGCAGAGAAACUCAUUUGCAUUGUUGAUGGACCAAUCUUAGAUGAAGACGGGCGGCUGAUUCGUUUCAUGACUCUACAGGAUGCAGACAUGUUGAUCCGUGAGCGAGCUAAGCAAAGUGAAAUAGCUGCAAACUAUGUAAAAGCUGUUGGUGGAGAAGAUAUCUCUUACUCUGGAUAUCUUGAUUCCAGUGGGACGAGUCUAAAACCUCAGAAUGGAAUGAGUUUCAGUAAAAACAAUAACGCAACAUUUCACAAUGGUGUUGGCUUUGACAAUGGUAAUGGAUUAUGGUCUGGUGAACAGGGGUUUGCUGUUGGUGGUGAAGAGCGGUUGAGUAGAUUAAAUGGUUUCCUUUCAGAAUUAGCUGCUGCAGCUUUUGUUUGCAGAGGUGGUGUUCAAAGAGUUCAUUUAUUAGAUGGCACCAUUGGUGGAGUUUUGCUAUUAGAGUUGUUUCAAAGAGAUGGAAUGGGGACUAUGGUGGCUAGUGAUCUGUAUGAAGGAACUCGGGCAGCUACAGUAAUUGAUAUCCCUGGAAUUAAACAAAUUAUAAAGCCUCUGGAAGAGUCUGGGACUUUGGUUCGGAGGACUGACGAAGAGCUACUUGAAGCAUUGGAUUCAUUCAUUGUUGUGGAGAGAGAAGGACAAAUCAUUGCAUGUGCUGCCCUUUUUCCUUUCUUUGAAGAGAAGUGUGGAGAGGUUGCUGCUAUUGCUGUGUCUCCUGAGUGCCGUGGAGAAGGUCAGGGGGACAAAUUACUUGAUUACAUUGAGAAGAAGGCGUCAUCCCUCAGGUUGGAGAGGCUUUUUCUGCUUACAACCCGAAGUGCAGAUUGGUUUGUGAGGCGUGGCUUCUCAGAGUGUUCCAUCGAGUCUAUACCCGAGGCACGGAGGAGAAAGAUAAAUCUCUCCCGUAGAUCAAAAUAUUAUAUGAAGGUGCUGCAGCCAGACAUGAGUGGCAUUUCAGUUCAUAGGGUGUUGAACAGAAGUGGCUAAAUCAAAAGGUUUUGCUUCUAUUUCAUGCGAGUUAAUGUAGGUCAUUUAGCUCUGCCAACUAGUACAAUCCCCUGGAAGGUGUAUCAAUGAUAGGCACUAGUUUUGUAGCUAGGUUUCUGAGUGCUGAACUUAGACCCCAACCAUCCCUCUCUUCGUGCGGAAGGGGCUGUGAUUAGAGCCACCUCCAUUUGUUUAUUUGGUUAAUCUUAAUGAAAAAAAUAUACUUUAUUGGCAA